AUGUUUGGGAGUGACGCACAUUUUGUUAUACAUAGACCGUCGUCGACAGAAGUCGACGAGAAGAAUAUCAGUCUGUUAGGGAAUAUUUUUGGAAAUAAAGACACCAUGCUACACCACCCUGAACCGACAUCACCGGGAAUACCCAUUGGAAAGAGAGAAGACAGCACAAUGGACUUGUCUUUUGAUGAUGAUGACGUGAAACCAAUUGAUGUGAAAGCUCAGAGCCCUAUGAUUGUCUUGAACAAAUCGAAGGGUGUUGUGAUGGAAGGGGGUGUUGCCUAUAAAGGAGAUAAGGAGGAAAUCCGAAAAUUUAAGAAGUCGAUACCUUGGAACCAACCCGAGAAGGUUGAUUUUGUGAAACAGUUUAAAGACAACCAGAGCGAGGAGGAUUACACGUUUUCGUUGGAGGAGAAGGAAGAGUCGAAGGCGUGCAAAACCGAGAAGUGUACUACAAACACGAAUUUACAAAAAGAAGAAAUUGUUGGGUGUGAGAUAGACGCGGACUUGAAGGAAGUCAUCGACAGCGAGAAACAAUUGUAUUUGCAAGCGAGUGUGAUAUAUAAAAAGAUGAGUGAAGACAUCACAAAGGGCGAUAUCACACUCACCGACGAGGAAAAAGAUGUUCUCAAGCGCGCGUAUAUACUCUUGAAAACCGAUGAUGGUGAUGUUAACUCCGAAGAAAUGAAAGAAAUCAUUAAAGAGACUGAAGGCGAGAAUGAAGCAGAACCGGUUGAAAGUGAACACACAAGCGAUGACGAUUGGGGAGAAAAGAAGGACCCUUCCGAUGUAAAGAAGACAAGCCGUGUUACAUCAAUCCAAACCUCAUUAGAUUGA
Molecule: messenger RNA, 834 nt
Organism: Entamoeba invadens IP1
Lineage: Eukaryota; Evosea; Mastigamoebida; Endamoebidae
Exons: 1
Coding region: 1-834 (277 amino acids)
Source: RefSeq, a predicted model, not a curated record